Molecule: messenger RNA, 1353 nt
Organism: Poecilia reticulata (guppy)
Lineage: Eukaryota; Metazoa; Chordata; Actinopteri; Cyprinodontiformes; Poeciliidae
Source: RefSeq, a predicted model, not a curated record
CUGCAGACUAGGAACGUUGCACCAAUACGUUUGUUUGUUUGUUUGUUUGUUUGUUUGUUUGUUUGUUUGUUUGUUUUUUUCAUCAGAAGAGAGUGUUUUCAUCUCAGGAGUUUUUUGCUGUGAAUUUUUCAAAGAUGGAAGUGCCCUGGACAAUAUUCAUGAUCCUACUGUUGACAAGAAACACUUCAGCAACACUGGUCACCAGCUGUGAUUCUUGCCAUGGUGAAGCCUCCUGCUUGGAGUCCAGAGGAAGAGGCGACUCUUUUACCAGCUUCUCCUGUGCUUGCAGAGAUGGUUUUGUUGGUGAUGGUCUGACCUGCUAUGACAGAAAUCUCUGCAACAACUCUCCGUGCUGUGAGCGAGGUUAUCGGUGGUCUCCAGACCUCGGCUGUGUUGACAUUGAUGAGUGCUCUCAGCAGAGCUCCCCGUGCCCAGAUCAUCAGAUUUGCUCCAACAGASCAGGGUCCUAUGAAUGCCUGCAGCCUUCCUCCAACAGCAGAGCAGGUCUCUCCUCCCAGUCGGUCCAGCUCAGCUGUGGAGACGCAGUUUGUCCUCCAGGCAUGGACUGCAUCCAGACUGAUGGCAAUGCCAGAUGUGCCGAUCCCUGUGAGCACUACUCUGUAGUGGAGGAUGACUGGCGUUCAACAAACAACACUUCAACAGAUAUUCACUGUGACCAAGACAUUGAGUGGCGGGGCUGGUAUCGAAUGUUUUUGGAACAAAAUAGUGCCCGGAUUCCAGAGAGGUGCAUCGCUGAGAGAAGGUGUGGGACACAUGCUCCAUUGUGGAUCACAGAACCUCAUCCAGGGGUGUUAGAUGGAAUUGUAAGUCGUACUGUAUGCUCUGCCUGGAGUGGCUCCUGCUGUUAUUUUAGCACACACACGGUCUAUGUCAAGCUCUGCCAUGGAAACUACUAUGUCUACAAACUAGCAAAGCCAUCAACAUGCCAUCUUGCAUAUUGUGCAGAAGUCGAAGAGCCUCCUGUUCAACUUACUUGUGGCCGAGAUAAACUCCAAAUAGGACUGCAUCUCAAUAGCAUGCAGUCCUUUGGUUUGGAUCCAUUCUCUGGACACUUUGCUGCUCGCAACUGCUCAAGGUUCAGAGUUCAUGGGGAUGUUGUGUGGUACGAGGUGGAGGCUCGAUCCGGCGCCUGCGGAAAUAUAAUGACGAUCAACGGCACACAUGCCACCUUUGGAAACAAUUUAUUUCUCUACUCAUCAAACAAUGAAUCCUUCCUGCUUCCCAAGAGAUUUCCAUUCUCCUGUUCGUAUCCCUUGGAAACUGACACCAGUCUGAAUGUGGCUGUGAGACCAACUUUAGAGUGGGAACGAGGUAUUUCAGGUACAGGUGUAA